ACCACACAAAAAAAAAAUAUCUGCAUAGGGAUCAUGGAGCAGCCCAUCAAAGGCUCAUGGCCGACUACUUCGACGAGUCAUGCACUUACUCCGACAUGCAGUUUCGCCGAAGAUAUCGAAUGAAAAGGUCAUUGUUUCUACGAAUUGUAGACGCAUUAUCAAAUUAUGACAACUACUUCACUCUAAGGCGUGAUAAUUCAAAAAAAUUGGGCUUGUCACCUAUCCAAAAGUGUACAGCUGCCAUCCGCAUGCUUGCAUACGGAGUCGCCGCAGAUGCAUGUGAUGAGUAUGUGAAGAUUGGAGAAUCCACCACAAUUGAGUGCACUCGCAAUUUUUGCGAUGGGGUAAUUGCUUUGUUUCAAGAUGAAUACUUAAGACGUCCAAAUGUGGAAGACGUGCAGAGGUUACUCCAAGUUGGUCAGGAGCGUGGUUUCCCCGGAAUGAUUGGAAGUAUCGACUGCAUGCACUGGCAAUGGAAGAAUUGUCCUAAGGCUUGGCAAGGGCAGUUUACUAGUGGACACAAGGGGACGGCAACAGUUAUCCUUGAGGCAGUGGCAUCUUUUGAUUUAUGGAUAUGGCAUGCUUUUUUUGGUUUGCCAGGUACAUUGAACGACAUUAAUGUACUAGAUAGGUCACCGGUAUUUGACGAUAUUGAGUCCGGUGAAGCCCCGGAGGUGAAUUUCAUUGUCAAUGGGCGACAAUACAAUCGUGCUUACUAUCUUGCAGAUGGAAUAUAUCCGAAAUGGCCUGUCUUUGUCCAAUCAAUUCAAUUGCCCCAAGGCAACAAAGCGCAGUUGUUUGCCAAACAACAAGAAUCAUGUAGGAAGGAUGUGGAACGCGCAUUUGGGGUUCUCCAAGCACGAUUUGCUAUUAUUCGCCAGCCCGCUAGAAUGUGGGACAUUGAGGUCUUAGGUAAAAUAAUGAGGGCUUGCAUUAUUUUACAUAACAUGAUAGUCGAGGAUGAACGAGAUACAUAUUUGCGAAACUGGGAAAAUAUUGACUUCGAACCAUCGAACAAUGCUAGUGCUAGCUCUAGCUCCUCUUUCAAUGUCCAAACACAAGUGUUGCCACAAUUUGAAGUGCACGUUCAAGCCCGAGCCGAAUCGGAUAUUCAUACUAGAGCCGAUCUACGUGAUAGGGCCAAACACAUUCAGUUGAAAAAGGAUCUCGUCGAGCACAUUUGGCAAAAAUUUGGAGCAACCUUCGAAUAGAAA
Messenger RNA from Asparagus officinalis (garden asparagus), 1214 nucleotides. RefSeq lists its product as uncharacterized. Bases 57 to 1211 code for a protein of 384 amino acids. Lineage: Eukaryota; Viridiplantae; Streptophyta; Magnoliopsida; Asparagales; Asparagaceae. The record is from RefSeq and is a predicted model, not a curated record. The transcript has a single exon.